GGCGUGAAAAAAAAAAAUCCCCGUCCCUAGUUUGUUGACGUUGUUAACAACAGUGGCGGCGAGUUUAAACUCCGAAAAUGAACAGCGAGAUCUCGAGCUGUGAUUUAGACAUAAAAGUUGAAAUAUUGAAAAGGAAGUAUUUAGAGAGGAGAAGUCGGCUUUCUGCUACAGAAGAAGCCCAAGUGAGUGGAAAAUGUGGAGACGAUGUGGAAAAGUGUUCUGCUGUCCCGGGGCUGGAGGAAGUGAAAACAUCACGGCGAGAGAUGAGGAACUACAGCCGAGCUCUGGAGGAGCUUCUCCAUGUCGUCUCACAGCAGCCUGAAUGCAGGCUGGUCCGUGACGAGAGCGCUCUGAGCAGCGAAGGUGAGCUCAGUGACCGGACCGAGGCUGUGGACCAUACCAACAUCCUGUGUACAGAGACGGAUGUGACGCUGCCCUCGAACCUAGCAUGUACUUCUGGUUCGUUUGAGACAGAGCCAACGUGGUUCGGAUCAGGAGGGGGGCGGAGGAGCCCAGCGCAUAUCCAAGUGUACCACGAGAUGAUCCAGAUUUACGAAAAACUGCAGGUGCGAGCAGCUGAGCUGUGUGAGCGUGAACGUGAGCUCCAGCAGAGAGAGAAGCUUCUCCUGAAGCACCAGAGCACCAUGAACAGACUUCUCACUGUGGAGGAAGACGUACUAGAUCGUAUUAAUGCCAUGCAACAGCAACACCAGCAGGAGAUGAAGAAUCUUAGGGCUGCUCUGAGAGAAAAGACCAAAGAGAACAAAAGGAUUAAAUCUAGUUUUGAUUCCAUCAAGGAGCUUAAUGACACCAUGAAAAAACAGUUGAGUGAAGUAAGUGAACAGAACACAAGGCUGGAGAACAAAUCACAGAAAGUUCAAGCUCGACUAGACAACCUGCAGAGAAAGCACGAAUACUCAGGAGCACACAGAGGGUGGGAAAACGUGCUGAAGUCACAUGAUCUCAAACCCUCCAAUCAGGACAAACCUCCACCUCCCAACAAAGCUAGCAAGAGGUCCACCAGUACGUCACUGAAGCUGCUGUCAUAUGUGAUGGAGUGGCUGCUGGACGGGCCGAUGUUCACCUCUGAAGACGAGAAAACACAGGGCGAGUUCGACCCGUAUGGGGUUCCACGUCCCUCCCUGCAUGAACGCUGUGCCAAGGUUCUUCCUGCAUUGCUAGAGCAGUUCCAGGAAGCCGAGGCCUUCCUUCAUCCACCGCUCCUGCGCUUCAUCUACUGCGCCAUCACCCAGCUGGAGCACAGCACACAGCAUCUCCCUUUGACCUCAACGUUGAGGAGAUUAGGAGAGGAAGUGAACCGAAAAUCUCCUCCACUUAUCAGAAGCUCCUGCCCUCACACUCGCUUCUUAUCCUCCAUCAUCAUCCUCAAAACACUCAGUCAGGUGGAUGUCUUGGCUCAGGCCCUCGACGUUGUGCACGGCAUCGUGAGAGACGACGAGGGGCGUGGCCUCUUCCUGAAGUACAAGGCCCUGACGGCCAUUCUAUCUCUGCUGAGGACAGGAAGUCCGGGACUGCUCUCUCCGUUGCUGGAUAUCCUGCUUCAGAUGAGUGCAAAGUCAUGUCAUCUUCCUGCUUUCCUGGAAGCGUGUAGCACAGAUCAGUUCUUCCGUUGUGCUGCUGUACUUCUCCGAAACCCAAGGCUGGACCUGGCCAUCAGCGAGAAGAUUAGCGUUCUCCUGCAGAAGCUCUCCUGUAUCAGAAAGAACCGCCGUCUGUUCGAAGCGUCCUCACUGCACCUGCUCCUACAGGAAACACAGCGCUCAGCCGAUCCGUCUCGAGCCUACAUCAACAUCAACAUCAGCUCCAUCCUGUUUAAUCUGGGCGUGGCCUCACACUCCUGACACGCCCACUCCAAACACUAUGAACACUCUACAGAACCACUCAUAAACAUGGUGUUCAGUCAUGAUACUCUCUUUGUGUAGGGAUUAUUUAUUGUGUACACUCUGAGGAUGUAUAAUCCUCAGAUCAUCAUCAUGCAGUGCUUUAUAAAUCAACUCCUAAAUUAUUCAUUCUUAUUUAUUCCACUUUAUUAUAAUGUGUUAUGGUGGUAAUUAAUUAUUCCUACUUCAGAAAAUGUAUUUAAUGUCAUGCUUCAUUUAUACACACGCUGAUGGUGGACAGAACACACACACAUCAUCAUUGUCUCUUGUGGCCGGAGCCUCUGUGGCCUCAGCUGCCUCCCUGAGAGUGAUUUUUCAGCAUGUUGGUACUAAUCCCAUGAUUCGGUUAUACUUACGCUGAUUUAGAACGACGUUUCAUUUUCCAAGGCACAAGAGAACGUGCCAGAUAUUUGUACAUUUGGCCUGUGUUUGUAAAUCUGUGGUUUUGAGCGAGCUCCUUUACUUCUUGUGGGUUUUAACUGAUUUAAAUUGUUUGUGACUGAAUAAAAUAUUUGUUACUGA
Messenger RNA from Hemibagrus wyckioides, 2423 nucleotides. RefSeq names its product coiled-coil domain-containing protein 138-like. Lineage: Eukaryota; Metazoa; Chordata; Actinopteri; Siluriformes; Bagridae. The record is from RefSeq and is a predicted model, not a curated record. The transcript is spliced from 15 exons. The coding region runs from base 78 to 1862 and encodes 594 amino acids.